AUGAAAGCAGGGCAUUUAUUUUUUUUUACAUCCGUUUUAUUUUUCAUACAUUCUGUAUUGUCAGAAAAUAUAUACCCAAAUGGGAAAAAUAAAAAAAAUUGUGAAAAUGAUAAUACGUCACAUUUAUUAAGGGGGAAGUUAGAGCAAAAAAAUAACACUGGUGAAACUGAUUGUACUUCUCCAGAUUUAAAAAAAAAUGUUGAGAUAUUGAAUGAAAAAAAUGAUGAAUCUAAGAAAAAAGAAGAAAAUGUUAAGUUAGGUGGAGAACAUGAUACACUGAUGGAUCAACAACCAGAUCAAAAUGGUGAUGAAACUAAAUUAUAUCAGCCACACUCAAAUGAUCAUAUCACAGAAAAGAAAUCAGAGCAACAGACGAAGAAAGGGGACUUGAAAAUGGAGGAGACCGAUGGGGUAAAUGCUGACAACCAGAAUUUUAUAAACAAACCCCAAAGUUUAAUUGCCGGAAAAGAAGAAGUGACAGGGCAGGAUGCCGCUACUGAUGGGGAAGCUGCUGGUGAAGAAGCUGCUAAUGGAGAAGACGGUCAUGACAUAAAUGGAGGUAAAAAAUCUCCAGAAUCGAAAGUACAACAGGAGGAACCCCAUCAAACAGAUGAAACUCAAACGAAGAAGUGUCCAGAAGAAGCAUCCUCACCAGGGGAGGGCGAAGAUCAGACAAAUAAUUCUCAAGAAAGUGAGUCCAUACCAGAAACUGUGACAAUGGACAACUUAAAUAAGGACGAUCCUGUGGAAAGUAAAUACCUGGAAGAAACAAAUGAACAUGAAUCAAAAGUGGAUAACACUCCCAUUCUUCCAACAGUUACACCAACGGAAGAAAGUAGUGAAAAUUCCAUUGGAACCGGAGAAGCAGAAUUUCCGUACAUAAAUGAAAAUGCAAAUAGAAGAGCAUCAAGAAUUAAGAAUAUGAACACAUUUUUUGAUGGACUUUUUGGAAAUCCGACAAAUACAAAUGAAAUGCAUUUCUCUCCACACGAUGGGAUAUAUUACGACAGUGACAUAACAUACAAUCCAUUUACAUCAAAUGAAAAGAAUUAUCAAUUAAAUAAGAAAAUUAUGGAUGCUUAUUUUAAUGACGGUGCUGGGAACUAUCAAAAUAUGCCUCGUGUAAUAGAUCUAUUUAAAAAGGUAUUAGACGAUGAAAAACUUCGUAAUGAAUUUAAAACAUUUGUCCAUGAUCUUUAUGAAUUCUCCAAACAGAAUGAAUCUUUAGGUGAUAUAGGAAUGAAAAGUGAUUUAUUGAAUUUCCUCUUUGAUAACGCGCUUCAGUUUGUCAUCACGAUGUUGCGAUAUUGA
This is a messenger RNA of Plasmodium gonderi, 1311 nucleotides long. RefSeq names its product merozoite surface protein 7. The transcript has a single exon. The record is from RefSeq and is a predicted model, not a curated record. Lineage: Eukaryota; Apicomplexa; Aconoidasida; Haemosporida; Plasmodiidae. The coding region runs from base 1 to 1311 and encodes 436 amino acids.